GACUUUGCUGACACAAUGAAUGCCUCUGAUCCAGUUACGUUGGUUCUAUCCAUCUUUAUCUGUGUAUUUUUGGCCAUUGUCUUUUUUGGACGGAAAAGAACCCCCAACUUUCCUUCUGGACCCACACCCUUACCGCUCAUUGGAAAUAUGCACAUACUGGACAUGAAGAAGCCAUAUAAAUCAUUUCAUGAGCUCGCUAAGAAGUAUGGUCCAGUCUACAGUAUCCAGAUAGGAGAGGAAAAAAUGGUGAUCCUUUGUGGAUAUGAGACGGUAAAAGAUGCUUUGGUAAAUCACGCGGAUGAGUUUUCCGGAAGGCCGAUAAUACCACUCUUCCAUGACCUCUCUAAAGGACACGGAGUGAUUUUUGCCCACAAUGAAAACUGGAAAGUGAUGAGAAGAUUUACUCUUUCAACACUACGAGAUUUCGGGAUGGGGAAGAAAACGAUCGAAGACAGGAUUCUGGAAGAAUGUGACUGUUUGGUGAAAAAGAUCAAAUCAUUCAAAGGAGAACCUUUUGAUAACAGAAUGAUCAUAAAUGCUGCAGUAGGCAACAUAAUCGUUUCCAUAUUGCUGAGCCAUCGAUUUGAUUAUGAAGAUCCGACAAUGCUGAAGCUUUUGAAAAUAGUUAACGAGAAUACCGAAAUCCUUGGCAGCCCAACAGCAAUGCUGUAUAAUGCAUUUCCAUCGCUGAUCCGCUGGUUGCCUGGAACACACAAAACAGCGUUGAAAAAUAUGAAUGAAAUGCAUAGAUUUGUUAGGGAGACCUUUACCAGCCAAAGGAAAGAGUUGGAUGUCAAUGACCAGAGGAACCUAUGGUUUUCGGCUGACAGUUCAGAGAAUCCAAAUCAUGAGUUAUUUUUCACUAAUGAAAACCUGACAGCGCUUGUAACUGACCUCUUUGCUGCUGGGAUGGAGACCACAUCGACCACCCUUCGCUGGGGAAUUCUACUGAUGGUUACUUACCCAGACAUCCAAAGAAAAGUUCAGAAUGAGAUUGAAAAAGUGAUUGGAUCAUCAGCACCACAUACGGGUCACCGGAAGAACAUGCCGUACACAGACGCUGUUAUUCACGAAAUUCAACGAUUCGGAAACAUUGUUCCGACCAACCUCUCACAUUCUACUACUCAAGAUGUCCACUUCAGGGGUUUCUUUCUUCCAAAAGGGACACAUGUAAUUCCAUUGCUGACCUCCGUGCUGUUCGAUGAGGCCCACUUUAAAAGACCAAAGGAGUUUUAUCCGGAACAUUUUCUGGACGCUAGUGGAAAUUUUGUGAAGAAUGAAGCCUUCAUCCCAUUUUCAGCUGGUAAAAGAAGCUGUGCCGGCGAGACGUUGGCCAAAAUGGAACUGUUUUUGUUCUUUGUGAGCCUUCUACAGAACUUCACCUUCCAGGCUCCUCCAGAGGUUAUGUUGAACCUUAAAUCAGCAGUUGGGCUCACACGGGGUCCUAUGAGUCAUAAAGUUUGUGCUGUGUCCCGUGUAUAA
Messenger RNA from Nanorana parkeri, 1482 nucleotides. Its product is annotated as cytochrome P450 2C5-like. The coding region runs from base 16 to 1482 and encodes 488 amino acids. Gene Ontology annotation, biological process: xenobiotic metabolic process. Gene Ontology annotation, cellular component: cytoplasm; intracellular membrane-bounded organelle. The record is from RefSeq and is a predicted model, not a curated record. Gene Ontology annotation, molecular function: heme binding; oxidoreductase activity, acting on paired donors, with incorporation or reduction of molecular oxygen, reduced flavin or flavoprotein as one donor, and incorporation of one atom of oxygen; iron ion binding. Lineage: Eukaryota; Metazoa; Chordata; Amphibia; Anura; Dicroglossidae. The transcript is spliced from 9 exons.